AUGCAAGGGAAGAUUGAACUGCCACGGUUGAAUCUGAGGAACUCACUCUCGCGCCUCAUCCAAGAAUGCAGGAACAUGAGAGAGCUCAAACAAAUCCAUUCUCAGAUCAUAACCUCUCCCACUUUACUCAGACACGACCACUACAUCCUCCUCUCUCGACUCAUCUUCUUCUGCGCCUUUUCCGAAUUCGGCUCUUUCAAUUACGCAACCCAUGUCUUUCAGAGCAUUGACUACCCAGAUUUUUUCCUGUACAACACCAUGAUCAGAGCCUAUGCUUCUAAGACUGACGCCAAGAGGUACAUCGAAACGUCUUCAUACCGAUCCCUCCCCCUGUACAAGCAAAUGCUCAUUAAUGGUGUCAGACCCGGCAAUCAGACUUUCACCUUCCUACUCAAGGAAUGCACAACCCAUCUCGAUGCCAACCUGGGCCGAAGUGUAUACGCUCACGUUAUUAGGAUGGGAUUUAGUAACGACCUAUUCAUUCAAAACUCAAUGAUCAAUUUAUAUACAACAUGCGGGUUUUUGGAUUGCGCGCAGUGUCUGUUCAACGAAAUGUCUAUACGAGAUAUUGCUUCGUGGAAUUCAAUUAUCAUUGGGUACUUGAGAAACGGGGCUCUGGACUUGGCAUUGGAUCUGUUCAGAAGGAUGGAGGAGAAAAAUGUAAUUACUUGGAACUCAAUGAUUACAGGGUUUGCUCAAGGUGGUCGGCCUAAGGAGGCCCUGGAGUUUUUCCAUGAAAUGCAGAUUUCGGGUGAUGGUGCAGUUAAACCUGACAAGAUAUCAAUUGCUAGUGUGGUUUCGGCUUGUGCUUCUCUUGGUGCUCUGGAUCAAGGGGAAUGGGUGCAUAGUUAUUUGGUAAGAAGCGGGUUAGAGUUUGAUAUGGUAAUAGGUACCUCACUGGUUGACAUGUAUGGGAAAUGUGGAUGUGUGGAGAGAGCGGUUGACGUCUUUAAGAAUUUGCCUGAUAAGGAUGUCUUGGCAUGGACGGCUAUCAUUUCAGUGUUUGCUUUUCAUGGGCUUGCAGAACAGGCUUUCGAUCAUUUUGAAGAGAUGAGAAUGCAGGGGACAAAGCCAAACCCGGUGACAUUUGUAGCACUGCUGUCGGUUUGUGCUCAUUCUGGUCUAGUAGAUAAAGGCUAUCACUAUUUCAAUAUGAUGAGACAGGUUUACUCCAUUGAGCCACAGGUUCACCAUUAUGCUUGCAUGGUUGACACACUUGGUCGAAUUGGACUCUUUGAAGAAGCAGAGAAUCUUAUCAGAAUUAUGCCAAUGGAGCCUGAUGCGUUUGUUUGGGGUGCAUUGCUUGGAGCAUGUCAGAUGCAUGGGAAUGUAGCCUUAGGAGAAAAAGUGGCACAUUAUCUCAUCAAGCUGGAUCCUCUUAACCAUGCUUUUUACAUGACCUUGUUGGACAUAUAUGCCAAAGCCAAUAGAUUUGAUGAAGUGAAGAGAAUUAGGUCCUUUUUGAAAGCGAGAGGGAUCAAAAAGAUGGUGCCUGGAUGUAGUACUAUUGAAAUUGAUGGAAUAGUUCAAGUGUUCUCAGCACAAGGAUCGCCUGAAGUCGUGAUGGAGGAGAUAAAGUGGGUUUUAAAUGGAGUUUACUCUGAGAUGGGUGUGAUUGGCAACUCACAUGAUAUUAGUCAAGAAUUAGUGUUCACUGAGACAUAAAGUUGAUGAGGAGCUAUCUCUUUGGCUGUUUGAGAAUAUCAGUUUCCAUUAACAUAUUGCUAACCAGAUUUAUGCGAAGAAAAAAAAAAAUUCUGUGGAUAUUUAUCCAACAAAGAACCCUUGAGCAUAGCCAGGAAAUCUUCAGCUGUAUAUUUGGGAACAACAUCAUGGUAAGAAACUCACCAAGGUGUGGUAGAAUUGCAAUGUUCUCACCAACUUCAAGAAUGAACGUACCUGGAUAGACAUGGAGGAUAAAUAUGUCCAUAUGGUUAGAUCCUAGGAGAUAUUUCAUCCUUGAAGAUUCUUGGAUAGUAUGUCUCUUAAAGGAAGAUCCAAGAAGUUUUUCAUUCUUUUACAUCUUUGUGCAAUCACAGCAAUGUCAUAUAAUUUAAUCAUGGA
Messenger RNA from Telopea speciosissima, 2064 nucleotides. RefSeq names its product pentatricopeptide repeat-containing protein At5g66520-like. Lineage: Eukaryota; Viridiplantae; Streptophyta; Magnoliopsida; Proteales; Proteaceae. The transcript has a single exon. The record is from RefSeq and is a predicted model, not a curated record. Bases 1 to 1665 code for a protein of 554 amino acids. Gene Ontology annotation, biological process: RNA modification. Gene Ontology annotation, molecular function: RNA binding; protein binding.